AAACUAAUGCCUCCAUUGAAGCUGAUGUUCCUAUCGAUGCAUGUGCAAAAAUUCACGAGAGUUAUUUGAAGGGAAAAAAUAGCAGUGAUACUUAUUACGCUGAUUAUUAUGAUUUGGAAACUUGCUUUAAAACUUUUAAAUUUAAUGCUACGCGAGCGAAUAAGACAAUUAGCACUAUUAAGGGUAUCUUGGAAAAUUUCUACCCAUUUUUAGAUCAAGCUAAAGAACCACCACAACCAGGCUUCACAUUUCAAUCUACUGAUAUAAUAAGCAAGCUUGAUGCAUUGCUUAAUGAUCAAUAUAGUACAGAUUUUCAAUUCAUUGCAAUCAAAAUUUUCAAUGAUGUAAUUGAUAAUAAUUUAAUUGAUUGUGAAGUAGUAACAAUUAAUUCUCGUCCAGCCAUGGAAGUUUUAAUCGAAUUCGCAAAUGAAAAGACUUUUACGUCCAAAGAUCUUGGCGUACGGUUUAAUUCGGUGAUAUCUUCUCUUAGCCUUAAUCAAAAUAACAUCAGAGUAUCGCCAUUAACCCAACAAUUUACCAAAAGUCGUAUAUUACCCGAAAAACCUAGCAUCUCAUAUGGUUUAACUUGCAAUGGGUCCACUUUGACAAUCGAGAGAUCCUGGAAGAUAACAUCAGAUUUCUAUGAUAAUUUUACAGACUCGAAUUCUUAUUGGAACAAUUUUUGCGUGGCUACGACAACUCCUACUCCCAUUAAUCCACUUAAUAAUUUUGGGGACUACAGUAAAACUUAUGAUAACAUGAUAUCAAAAGCACAAAUGGUUUUUAAUGGUACGAGUUCUCGUUUUUACAUGCAGGACCAGACCGGAAUUGCAAUAAUUUCUACUCUCGAUCCUACCGUUGAUGAACAAGAACAGAUGAUGAACAUUUUACAAGGUUUCAAUAAACUUAAUGAGAUGGGAGCAAAAAAGAUUGUGCUUGAUCUUACCAAUAAUAGUGGUGGCAUAAUAUCCGUUGCUGAAUUUGUGAAUAUUUUAUUGUUCCCAAACACCAAUCCUUCUUUCCCAAGUGACGCAAAAGUCACUAACUUUUCCACAUUAGCAAUCCAAACAGCGACUACAGGAAAAAUAUCUGAUAGCAUCUUUGAGGCACAACAAUAUGCAUUAUUUUCUACAGAACAAGUAUUUAACACUUCCCAAGAUUUUAUAGGGAACAACGUAUACACACGUGGGACUCAAGUAAGAUAUACUAACAAAUUCAUCCAUGCUGGAAAUAGAGCAAUCUUCCAACAAGUCCUUGGAAACAAUCCGUCAAAAUACCCAUGGACAUCAAAAAAUAUAAUUAUUUUAACAAAUGGUAUCUGCGGAUCAUCAUGUGCAAUAAUAGCUCAGCAUUUAGCAGAAUUGCAAGGAGUUGCCACCAUAGCAGUUGGUGGAUUUGCAGAUACACCUUUAUCAUUUGCAUCAUUUUCUGGUGGGCAAGCUUUCAAUAGUUACGCACUAUUUGAGGAUUUGUUUGAAUUAGGAAUACUUGAUAAUCCACUUUCACCACAACCUUUUGACCUUUAUGGUACUCUCGCAUUUCCUAUAUUUGAAAUCUAUAGUGUUGUAAAUGAACAAGAAGUUUUAGAAUUUUCAUAUAGAAAGGCAGACUAUAGGUUAUUUUAUGACGAGAAAAGUGUUAGAGAUCCUAAAAUGUACUUUUCUAAGUACAGUACGCCCAAUGUAACUCAAGUCCAGAAUAGAGCUUCUUAUUCGUAA
Molecule: messenger RNA, 1718 nt
Organism: Cetraspora pellucida
Lineage: Eukaryota; Fungi; Glomeromycota; Glomeromycetes; Diversisporales; Gigasporaceae
Source: the annotation of a GenBank genome assembly